GAACGUAUUGAGACGGAAUGCAUUGCUCUUCAAACGAGUUGCUUUCGUCAUAAUGGAGUAACUCCCCAGAUGAGGCCUACGACCCGAAAGUGAAAGAUUAUCUCUUUCUGAAGCGGAACAUCGAAGAGUUGGUCGGAAUGACUUCCAGAGGCGACGUUUGGAUGGUGGGACUGGUCAUGUUAGCGCUCUCAGCUACUCUUGGCGUAGGCGACACCACGCCACUUCAAAAAUUUUACCAGGACAUAAAGGAAACACCGGUGCUUAUGAAGCUGUGCUACCGCAACGGAACGCUCUUGGAGUCUGCAGAGGCAGUCAAAGUCAGCGUCUAUUGGACAGGUGCUGCCUACCCUUCAGGGGACUUGGCGUCCGAUGGCAAGUUAUGCUACGCGACAAAAUCUGCACCACAAGAAGUUAAAUGUGUAGAUGUGCCAACAAGGUACGACAACACGACAAACAGUGGCUCACUUGUCGGCAGAAACGACACGUUUAGGUUUUGCCUCGCGGAACCUCCUUACAAAGACAAAGUGUACGUCUUCAAAAUAUACUUCACAGACGAUGAAUCGAAUCGUAACACACGCUUCGAGAUAUACGACACAGACAUGACAUGCUCAAAUGCACUUGAGUUCUACGGCAGCCUCGGCGAGAAGACACAAAUGGAGGCUAUGUACACUCCCUCGUUUCCUAACAAACAGCCAAGAAGGAAAACGAAUCGUCGCGCAGGUUAUAAGUGGCUAAAAGCGCGAGUGUCGAGAAGAUUUCGGAGAAAGUUCAAGAACUUCCGCAAAGCCCAACAAAGGUUUGUUAUUCCGAAGCAUGUAUUGAAACGUAAACGUGGGGUGCUGAUGCUCGACUUCGAAGGCCCAAAAUAGUCAUAGUAUCCGAACCCGCUACCACCCCCGCGUUAGGGACCGAACUGUGAAAAAUGCCCGGGGAAUGAGCCCCGCAUAUGUUCAGGCGAGGAAAUAAAAAGCCCGUAUUGUCGA
Ornithodoros turicata is the source of this 983-nucleotide messenger RNA. RefSeq lists its product as uncharacterized. The coding region runs from base 138 to 869 and encodes 243 amino acids. The record is from RefSeq and is a predicted model, not a curated record. The transcript has 6 exons. NCBI's taxonomy places the organism in Eukaryota, Metazoa, Arthropoda, Arachnida, Ixodida, Argasidae.